AUGCUCAUAGAGGAUGUGGAUGCCCUCAAGUCCUGGCUGGCCAAGUUACUGGAGCCGAUAUGUGAUGCUGACCCUUCAGCCUUAGCCAACUACGUUGUUGCACUGGUCAAGAAGGACAAACCUGAGAAAGAAUUGAAAGCCUUUUGUGCUGAUCAACUUGACGUCUUUUUACAAAAAGAAACUUCAGGUUUUGUGGAUAAACUAUUUGAAAGCCUCUAUACUAAGAACUACCUUCCACCUUUGGAACCAGUUAAGUCUGAGCCAAAACCAUUAGUCCAAGAAAAAGAAGAAAUUAAAGAAGAGGUAUUUCAGGAGCCAGCAGAGGAAGAACGAGAUGGCAGAAAAAAGAAAUAUCCUAGUCCCCAGAAGACUCGUUCAGAAUCAAGUGAACGAAGGACACGUGAGAAGAAAAGAGAAGAUGGCAAGUGGAGAGACUACGAUAGGUACUUUGAGCGGAAUGAAUUGUACCGUGAGAAGUAUGAUUGGAGAAGAGGCAGGAGUAAAAGCCGGAGUAAGAGCCGAGGCCUGAGUCGAAGUCGAAGCCGAAGUAGGGGGCGCAGCAAAGACCGGGAUCCAAAUAGGAAUGUUGAGCACAGGGAAAGAUCCAAGUUUAAGAGUGAAAGGAAUGACUUGGAGAGUUCAUAUGUGCCUGUGUCCGCACCGCCUCCAAACUCUUCGGAGCAGUAUUCCUCUGGGGCCCAGUCUAUUCCCAGCACUGUUACUGUGAUUGCACCUGCGCACCACUCUGAAAACACCACAGAGAGUUGGUCUAAUUACUAUAACAAUCAUAGCUCUUCCAAUUCUUUUGGUCGAAACCCACCACCAAAGAGGCGAUGCAGAGAUUAUGAUGAAAGAGGAUUUUGUGUACUUGGUGACCUUUGUCAGUUUGAUCAUGGAAAUGAUCCCCUGGUUGUUGAUGAAGUUGCUCUGCCAAGCAUGAUUCCUUUCCCUCCACCUCCUCCUGGGCUUCCUCCUCCACCACCUCCUGGCAUGUUAAUGCCUCCAAUGCCAGGCCCAGGCCCUGGUCCUGGCCCUGGUCCAGGCCCAGGCCCAGGCCCAGGUCCAGGUCCUGGCCACAAUAUGAGACUUCCUGUUCCCCAAGGACAUGGCCAGCCUCCACCUUCUGUUGUGCUUCCCAUACCAAGACCACCCAUAACGCAGUCAAGCUUAAUAAAUAACCGUGACCAGCCUGGGUCAAGUGCAGUGCCCAAUCUUGCACCAGUGGGAGCAAGACUACCUCCUCCUUUACCCCAGAACCUCCUUUAUACAGUAUCAGAACGACAGCCCAUGUACUCUCGUGAACAUGGUGCUGCUGCAUCUGAGCGACUUCAGUUGGGGACACCACCUCCUCUGUUGGCAGCUCGUUUGGUGCCACCUCGAAACCUCAUGGGAUCCUCCAUUGGGUACCAUACCUCAGUCUCCAGCCCCACCCCUCUGGUCCCAGAUACAUAUGAACCAGAUGGUUAUAACCCAGAAGCUCCUAGUAUUACCAGUUCUGGUAGAUCUCAGUACAGACAGUUCUUUUCAAGAACACAGACACAGCGCCCAAACCUGAUUGGCCUAACAUCUGGAGAUAUGGAUGCAAAUCCAAGAGCUGCUAACAUUGUCAUCCAGACUGAACCACCAGUUCCUGUUUCAAUUAAUAGCAACAUAACCAGAGUAGUUCUUGAACCAGAUAGCCGAAAAAGAGCUGUGGGUGGCCUGGAAGGGCCACUCACAAAGAAACCUUGGCUUGGAAAGCAAGGAAAUAACAAUCAGAGUAAACCAGGAUUCUUAAGAAAGAAUCAGUAUACAAAUACCAAGUUAGAAGUCAAGAAAAUUCCUCAGGAGUUAAACAACAUUACCAAGCUCAAUGAACACUUCAGCAAAUUUGGAACUAUUGUUAACAUCCAGGUUGCUUUUAAGGGAGAUCCAGAAGCAGCCCUUAUCCAAUAUCUUACCAAUGAGGAGGCCAGGAAAGCCAUUUCUAGCACUGAAGCUGUUCUAAACAACCGAUUCAUUCGAGUCCUGUGGCAUAGAGAAAACAAUGAGCAACCAGCACUACAGUCUCCAGCACAGCUGCUCCUACAACAACAGCAAACACUUAGUCACAUGUCACAACAGCACCAUCAUCUGCCACAGCACCUUCAUCAGCAAUCUUCUACUGCAACGGUACAUGGAAGUAUCCAGAAGAUGAUGAACAAACCACAGACACCGGGUGCAUAUGUUCUUAACAAAGUUCCUGUGAAACAUCGUCUUGGACACGCAAGUGCUAACCAGAGUGAUGCGGCACAUUUGUUAAAUCAGUCAGGUGGUGCUGGAGAUGAUUGCCAGAUAUUUUCACCUCCAGGCCAUCCAAAAAUGAUUUAUAGCUCUUCAAACUUAAAGACUCCUUCAAAACUUUGUUCAGGGUCUAAAUCUCACGAUGUUCAAGAAGUUCUUAAAAAGAAGCAGGAAGCAAUGAAGCUACAACAAGAUAUGAGGAAAAAAAGGCAAGAAGUGUUAGAAAAACAGAUAGAAUGCCAGAAGAUGCUAAUAUCCAAGCUAGAAAAAAACAAAAACAUGAAACCAGAAGAGAGAGCAAAUGUAAUGAAGACUUUGAAAGAGCUUGGUGAAAAGAUCUCACAACUGAAAGAUGAAUUAAAAACAUCUUCUGCAGUCUCUACACCAUCGAAAGUAAAGACCAAAACAGAGGCCCAAAAAGAACUAUUAGAUACUGAAUUGGACCUUCACAAGAGACUAUCCUCAGGAGAAGACACAACAGAAUUACGGAAAAAACUCAGUCAGUUACAGGUUGAGGCUGCACGAUUAGGUAUCUUACCAGUGGGUCGUGGAAAGACCAUGUCCUCCCAAGGUCGAGGAAGAGGCCGAGGUCGUGGAGGAAGAGGAAGGGGCUCACUAAAUCACAUGGUGGUGGACCACCGGCCCAAAGCACUGUCAGUUGGGGGACUCAUUGAAGAGGAAAAAGAUGAUUUACUUCAGCAUUUCUCAGCUGCAAACCAAGGGUCAAAAUUUAAAGACCGUCGGCUACAAAUAUCAUGGCACAAGGCCAAGGUGCCUUCUGUAUCUACAGAGACCGAGGAAGAAGAAGUCAAGGAGGAGGAAACAGAAACCUCAGAUUUGUUUUUGCCUGAUGAUGAUGACGAAGAUGAAGAUGAAUAUGAGUCUCGUUCAUGGCGAAGAUGA
This is a messenger RNA of Pipistrellus nathusii (Nathusius's pipistrelle), 3165 nucleotides long. NCBI's taxonomy places the organism in Eukaryota, Metazoa, Chordata, Mammalia, Chiroptera, Vespertilionidae. The record is from the annotation of a GenBank genome assembly.